Messenger RNA from Pygocentrus nattereri (red-bellied piranha), 3395 nucleotides. It is a transcript of the gene tp73, whose product is annotated as tumor protein p73. The record is from RefSeq and is a predicted model, not a curated record. Lineage: Eukaryota; Metazoa; Chordata; Actinopteri; Characiformes; Serrasalmidae. Bases 78 to 2003 code for a protein of 641 amino acids. Gene Ontology annotation, molecular function: DNA-binding transcription factor activity, RNA polymerase II-specific; protein binding; RNA polymerase II cis-regulatory region sequence-specific DNA binding. Gene Ontology annotation, cellular component: nucleus. The transcript is spliced from 14 exons. Gene Ontology annotation, biological process: protein tetramerization; apoptotic process; regulation of transcription by RNA polymerase II.
GACUGCUGUGGAUAUUUCAAGACUGGAGCAUACAUUUAAUUCUUUAUAGAGUAAUUUACCCCCCGGUGGAGCACCCCAUGUCCAAGAUGUCCCAAUCCUCCACCAGUGACGAGGGUACGACCUUUGAGCACCUGUGGAGCAGUCUGGAGCCGGACAGUACAUAUUUCGAGCUUCCUCAGACCAGUCAUCCAGGGGACAGGGGGCCAUCCAGCAGCCUGCCCAAUAACCGGGCCGAAGUGUGCAUGGACGUCUACCAAAUGAGAGACCUGAAUGACAACGUCAUGUCUCAGUAUAGCUUGCUGAGCAGCAGUAUGGAGCAGGGAUUGGGGAACCGCGCAGCGUCCACCAGCCCCUACAGCUCCGAGACUGCAUCCAACGUUCCCACGCCAUCACCCUACUCGCAACCCAACUCCACCUUUGAAGCCAUGUCCCCAGCCCCUGCCAUCCCCUCCAACACGGACUACCCCGGGCCACACAGCUUCGAGGUGACUUUCCAGCAGUCAAGCACAGCCAAGUCAGCCACUUGGACGUAUUCUCCAUUGCUGAAGAAGCUGUACUGUCAGAUUGCUAAAACCUGCCCAAUUCAAGUCAAGCUUGCCUCUGCCCCCCCGCAUGGCAGCGUGGUACGAGCCAUGCCCAUCUACAAGAAGGCAGAACAUGUGACUGAAGUUGUCAAGCGCUGCCCCAACCAUGAGCUUGGACGAGAAUUCAACGAGAGUCAGUCAGCUCCAGCCAGCCAUUUGAUAAGAGUGGAGGGGAAUAAUUUGUGUCAGUAUGUGGACGAUCCAGUAACGGGUAGACAGAGUGUCCUUGUACCGUAUGAGGCUCCACAGGUGGGAACAGAGUUUACAACAAUUUUGUAUAAUUUUAUGUGCAACAGCAGCUGUGUUGGUGGAAUGAACCGCAGACCUAUCCUCAUCAUUAUUACCCUGGAGACAAGAGAUGGUCAAGUACUAGGUCGGCGCUCUUUUGAAGGACGGAUAUGUGCGUGCCCAGGCCGAGACCGCAAAGCAGACGAGGAUCACUUCAGAGAGCAGCAGGCAUUGAAUGAAAGUGUGGCCAAGAACGGCAAUGCCAAUAAACGCAACUUCAGACAGACCCCACCCAACAUUCCAGGCACUCCUAUCAACAUCAAAAAAAGGAGACAUGGAGAAGAGGAGAUGUACUACAUCCCAGUACGAGGCAGGGAGAAUUUUGACCUCCUCAUGAAGAUAAAGGACAGUUUAGAGUUAGUGGAACUGGUACCACAGCAGUUAGUAGACUCCUACAGGCAACAGCAACAGCAGCUACUGCACAGACAGGGUCACGUGACCUCUCCUUCUUCCUAUGGAACCCCACUGAGCAACAUGAAUAAAGUCCAUGGAAACAUCAGCAAGCUUCCCUCAGUCAACCAAAUUGUGGCCCACCAGACACAGCAGAACGCAGGGCCCUCUAGCAUGGCACACAUGGGUGCAAACAUGCUAGGUGGCCAUCAUAUGCAGUCAAAUGGUGAUGUGAACGGAGCACACUCAGCCCAGGCUAUGGUUUCUGCCUCUCACUGCACCCCUCCUCCACCCUACAACCCAGACCCCAGCCUCGUCAGUUUCUUAACCAGCCUGGGCUGCCAAAACUGCAUUGAUUACUUCACAUCGCAGGGCCUCCAGAGCAUCUACCACCUGCAGACCCUCUCCAUGGAGGAUCUUGGGGCUCUUAAGAUCCCAGAGCAGUUCCGCUUGGCCAUCUGGAGGGGCCUGCAGGACAUGAAGCAAAGUCAUGACUAUGGACAGCAGCUUAUCCGCUCCAGCAGUAACAUGGCUACCAUGGCCAUCGGUCCGAGUGGGGAGUUGCAGAGGCAGAGGGUCAUGGAGGCCGUACACUUCCGUGUGCGUCACACCAUCACCAUUCCCAACCGCGGUGGUCCUACAGGGGGAGAGGAGUGGGCAGACUUUGGUUUUGACAUGCCAGACUGUAAGACACGCAAGCACUCCAUCAAGGAGGAGUUUGCAGAGGGCGACAUUCGCUGAGAGGGAAUGCUCACUCACAGAGACAAUGCUGACCCAUUUUGUUGUUUCUUUUUCAUACUUUGUUGAUCCCCCUCAACCCACCCAUGCCAGAAAUGGACAACUGUUACUUGAUUUCAAUGUCAAUACAGUUGAUUUUUUUCAUUACCUUACUUUUGCAGGGUACUAACACAUGCACAAUGCAACAAACACCUUCAAGACCUCCUGUACAGAGUACUGUUGUAGGGAUGGGAAGAACAUAAUGUUUUAAACCACAUCUAUUAUUAUGAGUUGCUAGUUUUUGGAUAUACUUACCUUCUAUCUAAUACUAACUGGACAUUUUGUCUGUUAUACAUGAGUGCAUUUUGUAGGUUUGCAGUUACUGACCACCUGUUGUUGCACAUUUUGUCAGCCAUUCACUCAUUCCCCAUCCGCCAACGAAAAGGACUGCCACAUGACCACAACUAACCAGAUAUUACUUGGGUGGUGGACCAUUCCAAGCACAGUAGCAGCACCGCUAUGGUAGUGGCUGUUGUGCUGGUAUGAGUGUGUUAGAAUGUACAUUGUAAACUUACUGGCCACAUUAUUAGAAUCACCUACCUUGUUGGACUACGUUGUCCUACACAGUUAGAGAUGAUAUAUCACUUAUUGCUGCAGAGUUUGUGCUAGUCAUCAUCUAACCCUUCAUCAGUAUUUAGUUUCUGACCACAGCACCACUGCUGGCUAGAUAUUUUUGGUUGACAGAUUACUCUCAGCUCAGCACUGACACUUUGAUGUUCACAAAUUCAAACAAAACUGCCAUGUCUGAUACAUUUAUACCAGUGCAAGGACCGAUUAUGUGUCUCUACCAUGAUGUUGUCACUUCUGUGCUCUACUAGUCAAAUAAUAUCCUGUCAGCAGUGGUGAUCCCUUUUCAAUGAUAGGGGUAGAGGGUCGCUGACCAGUUGUUUUAUAGCAGCAGAUAGCCUAUGGUCAGUAAUUCUAAUGAUAUAUCUACAAAGUGCACCUGAAUUGAAGGUACACCUAAUAAAAUGACCAAAGGCUGUAGAUAAAAGGUAACUGUACCUAAUAAACUGGCAACUUAGAGUAAAUUACAUUUGUAUUACAUUCAAAAUAUGACAGGUAUGAAGGUAAAAAUUCACAUCGAGUGAUACAAAAGGUACUAAUGGCUUGGGCCACUGAAUAAUAAGGGUUGCUCUAUACACAUGACUUUUUGGUUUUGACCUAGAGAAAAGUACAUAUUGGUCUAUUUGAUCAUAAACCCAUAAAUCACAAAAUCAUGAAUGAUGUGGCUUCAUAUCAUGUCAGAAUUAAAUUGUCAGGUGUAAUUCGUCAUCAGUAAUACCAACACUUUGGUGUAAGACAAAGUUCUGAGCUCAUAGGGUCCCUAGACUAAAAUAUCUUUAAUUACAACUA